GUUCAAUAAUUCAGUAGUCCUAGUCAAUCAUUAUUAAAGAACUUAAAAGAAGAAAUAUCUAACCCAAAAACUAUAUUGUUUAUUUUUUCCCAAAUAAAUAUUUUUUAUUAAAAUGGCCAAACAAUAUGGUCUAAGCUAUCCAAAAAAGAAUCAAGGGCAUCAAAUCGGACAACUAUCUUCUAAUAAACCUUCCAUUUUCGGUGAAGAUUCCGAAGAGGAAUUAGAAACAAAACGUCCCACAGGUCUCACCAAAGGAUUAAAGAAGCAGGAUGAGAUUAGUCAAAAGAAAGCACUUGAAGAUGAUCCCACUGUAUACCAAUAUGAUGAAGUGUAUGAUGACAUUGAAAAGAAACGUAAUGACUCAAAAUUAGCUAAAAAAGAUAUUGACAAAAAACCGAAAUAUAUUAGUAGACUAUUAGUUGCAGCAGAAAAGAGGAAAAGAGAAAAUGAUAGAAGGAUUGAGAGGCAAGUUCAAAAGGAAAGGGAAGAAGAAGGUGAUACAUUUAAAGACAAAGAAUCUUUUAUAACACCAUCCUAUAAGAAGAAAUUGGAAGAAAUGAGAGAACUAGAGGAGCAAGAAAAAAGAGAGGAAUACUUAGAAAGCAUUGGAGAUGUAAAAAAGCAAGGCAAUUUGGAUGGUUUUUAUAGGCAUCUAUAUGAUCAAAAGGUAAACUUCGAGGAGAAGGAAGAACCGACAACCGUUAUUAAAAAAGAGACGUCAGAUGAUGAUACUAAUAAGGCAUCAACAAGUGAAAUAAAGGAUACAGCUAACGAAAAUGAAAACAGUGACGAUAUGCUUAAACAUAAGUCAAAAAAAAGAAAAUACAGAGUGAGGAAAGAUUCAGAUGAAAGCAGUGAAACUGAAGAACCUGAAAUCAAAAAAGAACACUUACCCUCAAAUAUAGAUGCAGAUUCUGAUUUUAGCAUUAAUUCUUCUGACAGCGAAGAGGAAAAAGAAUCUAAAGUAAAAUCAGAAAAGGUUAAUGAAGUUAGUCAAACAGUGAGUCAAACCGAACCAGACAAAAACAGUGAUAAUAAAACAGAAACUAAAGAAGAAAAGAAGCUUGAAGAAAUUAAAACAGUAGAUAAUAAAGAUGAGAAUGAGGUUAAAGUUCCACCCAAACCAAAAAUUGAUAUAUGGAAGAAAAGAACAGUAGGUGAAAAGUUUGAUGAGGCAGUUAAAAGAUAUUUUGAACGAAAAGCAUUACGAGAAACGGGAUAAUGAAUCUGAUUUAUAGAAUGUACAUAAGUUAAGAUUUUUAUAUUAUUAUGAAAUUAAAUACAUUAAUAGUCUUUGGUUGACAACAAUUA
Diabrotica virgifera virgifera (western corn rootworm) is the source of this 1311-nucleotide messenger RNA. RefSeq names its product nuclear speckle splicing regulatory protein 1. NCBI's taxonomy places the organism in Eukaryota, Metazoa, Arthropoda, Insecta, Coleoptera, Chrysomelidae. The record is from RefSeq and is a predicted model, not a curated record. Gene Ontology annotation, biological process: regulation of alternative mRNA splicing, via spliceosome. The transcript is spliced from 4 exons. The coding region runs from base 113 to 1222 and encodes 369 amino acids.